AGCCUGACGGAGCAGAUGAUUUCACUUUCUGUUUCGGAGAAACGUGAUUGAACUUUGCGUUGACGUUUCAAGACAAUUUAUCCCACUCUGAACAACAUCUGUCGAUGGAAAACACAGAACCAACCCGAACCUGUGAAACAUGCCACAAGGAGGUGGCAGAGGCCAACUUCCCUCUGCAUGAGAGCCACUGCAAACGAUUUUUGAGUGUCUGUCCUGACUGUGAUGAAGCUGUCCCCAAAGACCAGCUGAGCCAGCACUUUGAGGAGCAGCACACCAAGGUGAAUUGCUCCAAGUGCAACAAGAAGAUUGAACGGUGUCACCUCGAGGAUCAUGAGGCGGAGGAGUGUCCAGAGCGUCUGCAGAAGUGUACGUUCUGUGAACUGGAGGUGCCGUGGAAGCAGCUGGAGGGGCACACUGUGGUCUGUGGGAGUCGCACGGAGCUUUGCAAGGACUGCGGUCGCUACGUCAAACUGAGUGACCAGUCAGAGCACAGUUCAACCUGUUCAGCUGCCGAAGGAGAGGACUCGACUCAAACUCUCAGCAGUGCACUAGAUAAAACGGAGAACAGAGUGAACUGUAGAAACUGUGGGAGAUCAUUUCUGGAAAAAGAGAUAGACCAUCAUAAGCUGGAGUGUUAUCAAGAAUCACAGCUGUUCUAUGAAGAGGUUGACACCAAAGAAGAAAAGUGGGAGGAUAAAGAUGACUUAUUCAAGCAGCAGAGUCAAGACCAGCUGAGAAGUGCUUAUAAAGCCACUUCCCAGUCACAUGCAGGGAGACGGGGUUUGUGGGUCAAUGAUGACCAGGACCAGAUCAGCACCUGCCCACAUUGUCAUCUGGCUCUGCCGGUCCCAACACUGAAAUGGCAUGAGGCAAAAUGCAGAGUCCAUGUUGUCUUGAAAGACAGAGAGUGCUAAGGACAGAGAAAAGUCCUUUGAAUGGGUCUCCUGAGAGUAAUGAUCAACACAAAAGCCAUCAGCUGCCAUCUUAGAAUGUGUUUACAUUUUUUUGUUUUGUCAUUUUUAAUUUUAGCUAAAUCAUCUCUUAAAAGUGGGGUAUUUUGUAUUUUUAAGUCCUGUUUAAGUGCUGUUGUGUCCAAAUUUUGAAUAGUACGUCUGUACUGGGAUGACGGGUGUGAAAUUCACAGUGUUCUGCUGCGUCAGUACUGGUGACUUCAUUGCCUUGUUUUAGUUAUUAGUAAUGAAUAGAAUUUUAUAAUGCUAUUUAUUCCCCAAUCAAAUCCCCCUAGUGACUAAAUAGUAAUUAGUUGAAUUAUUCACAAAGAAGGCAACGCUAUCAGCUUUAGCAUCUCCAAAAUGCCUUUCAUCAGCUAAGUUUUAUCUUCAUCACUGCAGACAGAGCUCCGCAUGGCAUAGCAUGAGAUCAAGUAAUGUUAUCUUGUCAUUGCCACAACAUUCGAGUAAUACUUGUGUCAGUUUUGUGGCACGCUUAAGAUGUAUAUAUUAACUAGAGCAUACGCUCAUGCCUUUAAAUCUUCUGACCUUACUAAAAAAAACUUUCUAGUAGCCUGGAAAACCUGGAAAUCAAAUUUUGUAAUGUAUUUGCAAUAGUGUCAUAGAGACAUCAGCUUCCCUCUUGUUUAAACUCCUGACAUUCAAAGGAAAGUGUGAAUUCAUCCUGACAGAAAAAACACUUUUGGUUUCAUAAUAUAUUUUUUAUGAAUGUGAAAUUACAAAUAAAAUCACCCAAUAAAGUGAAUUUUGUGUACUUUCAUUAUGUCAUUUCAUAAAAUAUUGUCUUUUAAAAAGUCAACAAUUACUUUGGUCAUUUAGUUUGUACUAAUAUGUUUGGAGCAUGAACUACACUAGUUUACAUUCCAUACCCUACUUUCAUAUUUCCAAACUCAAUUUUAUCUAUAAUCUAAUUCUGCUCAAUGUAUUAAAAAUUUGUAUAAGUCCUGUCUCAUUAGAUUUACAGUGUCCUCCAAAACGCCAGUGUUUUUUAUUAAAGAGUCCAAAUCAAAGUAGUGUACCGUUGUGAAACGGAAAGGAAAGUAUGCAUGUUUAUAACAUUUGUAAAAACAUUUUUUAAAAUUAAAAUCUAAAAAUUGGGUCCACCUGUGUGUAAUUUGACACAGUUUAAGCCAUAUGUUUUGUGACAUUUAUAAAUCUACUUCACAGGCUUUGAACACCUCACAUUGCUUUGUUCAAUCCGUCAUCUGAAAAUAGAAAGAGUAUGGCACAACCAAGAUAUGGUCAUCCAAAUGAACUAAGUCAUUCACAAAGAGGAUUAAUCUGAGAAAGCAGCCACGAGACCCAUGGUAAUUGGAGGAGAUGCAAAGAUACCACAGCUCAGGUAUCUGUUGCCAUAACACCUUUUAGUUGUCCUGGCAACUGAAAGUCCAUAAAAAUGAGUUAGAAUGUCAAACCAUGCAUCACCUUCCUUCCUCUUCACAACAAUCUCCUA
This is a messenger RNA of Xiphophorus couchianus (Monterrey platyfish), 2424 nucleotides long. RefSeq names its product XIAP associated factor 1 (gene xaf1). The transcript is spliced from 7 exons. Lineage: Eukaryota; Metazoa; Chordata; Actinopteri; Cyprinodontiformes; Poeciliidae. Gene Ontology annotation, cellular component: mitochondrion. Gene Ontology annotation, molecular function: zinc ion binding. The record is from RefSeq and is a predicted model, not a curated record. Bases 105 to 914 code for a protein of 269 amino acids.